Messenger RNA from Lolium perenne, 2158 nucleotides. RefSeq names its product protein NRT1/ PTR FAMILY 8.3. Gene Ontology annotation, cellular component: membrane. Gene Ontology annotation, biological process: transmembrane transport. Lineage: Eukaryota; Viridiplantae; Streptophyta; Magnoliopsida; Poales; Poaceae. The record is from RefSeq and is a predicted model, not a curated record. Gene Ontology annotation, molecular function: transmembrane transporter activity.
UUUGUGUUGAACCUUCUUACACGGUUUGGUGUUGCUUCUACCGAGCUGUAGGACUGGGGAUCGACUGCACCACACCAUGGCGUCUCUCAAGGAAAACUUGCAGUUGGAAGAACCACUUCUCAAGGAUUCAGUUCUACAUAGAGGGGACCAAAUUGUUGACAUUAAAGGAACUCCAGCUCCUACAACGAAGAAUCGUACGGGCAGUUGGAAAGCAUGCAAGUUUAUCUUAGUGACUGAAUGCUUCGAGGAGCUAGCGUACUACGGGAUCCAGUUCAACCUGGUGACUUUCCUCAAGACGAUAUUGCGGCAGAGCAAUGUCUCGGCAGCAAGAAACUACACCAACUGGCAGGGGACUUGCUACAUCGCUCCCCUCGUCGGAGCUAUCGUGGCAGACUCCUAUCUGGGAAGAUACCGGACGACGCUGGCCUUCUUCGCAGUCUACCUGAUGGGAAUGGCUGCAAUGUCGAUUUCAGCAUCGAUCCCAGCGGCAUGCACCGGGCUCGACUGCCUGCAUCAGGACGCCUCGUCGUCGUCUUCGUCCCAGUCCGCCGUCUUCUUCCUUGGCCUGUACAUGAUGGCCAUCGGAGCCGGCGGCAUCAAGCCCUGCGUCUCCUCCUUCGGCGCCGACCAGUUCGACGACGGCGUCCCUGCCGAGAGGCUCAAGAAGAGCUCCUUCUUCAACUGGUUCUUCUUCUCCAUCUACAUCGGCAGCUUCGUCUCCGGCACCGUCGUCGUGUGGGUGCAGGACCACUGCGGGUGGGUCAUCGGCCUCUGGAUACCGACCCUCUUCAUCGCCUUGUCUAUCGGGAGCUUCUUGCUCGGCUCCAGCUCCUACAGAGUGCAGAAGCCUCUCGGAAGCCCGCUGGCAAGAGUUUCCCAGGUUGUCGUGGCGGCGUUCCUGAAGCGGAAUGUACGUUUGCCGCGUGAUGCUUCCCUUCUUCACGAGCUACUGGCCAAGGAUACAUCAAUGGCGGACGACGGUACCAAGAAGCUGCAGCACACACCAGUCCUCAGUUUCUUGGACAAGGCUGCGGUGAUCUCUUACACCGAAGAGCUUUAUUCUGAUCCAUGGAGGCUCUGCACCGUGACGCAAGUAGAGGAGCUCAAGAUCGUCAUCGGCAUGCUCCCGAUCUGGGCAACCGGGAUCGUUUUCUUCUCCGUACUCGCGCAGUUCUCCUCGACGUUCCUAGAGCAGGGGAGGAUGAUGGACACUUCGGUCGGCGCGUUCGCCAUCCCUCCGGCGUCGCUGGCUUCCUUCGACGCCGUCAGCGUCAUCCUCUUCGUUCCCCUCUACGACAGGGUGCUCACCCCGGCGGCGAGGAGGUUCACCGGCAACGAGCGUGGCUUCUCGGAGCUGCAGCGGUUCGGGAUCGGCCUGUUCCUGUCGGUCUUGGUCAUGGCGGCCGCGGCGGUGGUCGAGACGCGACGUCUAGCGCUCGACCGGACGGCGGCGGCGCCCAUGUGCAUCUUGUGGCAGAUACCGCAAUACCUCCUCGUCGGCGCCAGCGUGGUGUUCGCGUGCGUCGGCCAGUCGGAAUUCUUCUACAACGAGGCGCCGGAGUCGAUGCGGAGCCUCUCCACCGCGCUGGGGCUCCUCACAGUGUCGCUCGGGAGCUACCUCAGCUCACUCGUCGUGACGGUGGUGUCCACCGUCACCACGAGGGGCAGCGAGCCCGGGUGGAUACCCGAUGACCUCAACAAGGGUCACCUUGACUGCUUCUUCUGGCUCAUCGCUGCGCUCAGCUCGCUAAAUCUGGCGGUUUUCAUCUGCUGUGCCAAGAGAUACAAGUGCAAGAAUGUUUCUUAACCGUAGAAAUGCUUCUAGAUUUUAUUUCAUGGCUUGAGACAGUUGUAUAUUUCUACCGAGAAUGUUUCUUAACCGUAGAAAUGCUUCUAGAUUUUAUUCUGUUGCGAGUCGAGUUGCAACUUAAUUUUGUCCAGUUUGCAAGUUUAAAUAUGAGAGUGACAUCGCUUGACUUCUUCUCAGUCUAUCGAGAAUUAGUCACACAUAUAUUUACCACCUCUGCUUCAAAACAAAUACGGAGUAUCUCUACUACUAUAGUACACAAUUUUUUGAACAUUUGAAUCCACCUUCCUCUCCCCUUGUCCACCCGCCAUUGGCAAAAUAAUUUCACUAUUAGCCGUCGAUUUCACUCAA